Messenger RNA from Habropoda laboriosa, 1864 nucleotides. RefSeq lists its product as uncharacterized. The record is from RefSeq and is a predicted model, not a curated record. Bases 17 to 1864 code for a protein of 615 amino acids. NCBI's taxonomy places the organism in Eukaryota, Metazoa, Arthropoda, Insecta, Hymenoptera, Apidae. The transcript has 9 exons.
CAGAUUUAAUGAUAAGAUGACAAAUGGGUUGCGUUUACUUUUAUUUGCACUAUGUUUUAUUUGGCAAGUUACACAUUCCGUCCAGCAAUCAAGUCGUUGUCAAAUUCCACCAGUCAUAAGAGGAUCAUGGUUUUCUUGGGAAAAUGGCAUGAAAACUUUAACAGAAAUAAAUGCUGACACCAUGACAAAUCGGGGCUCUUGUAUUAACAUGUUAGAAGAGCUUCAUGUUAAUUAUACAUUUGUAUUUGGAAAUAACAAAUGUUACCAUUGUGUAAAAUUAAUUGUUAGGACAGUAAAUGUACUGGAAAAACUUGAAGCAAGUUGUGUAAAUUUGCCUAAUGAUGUUGAGCCAACAGUGGAAAAUGUUUGUAAAGGAUUAAGACCUGACCAACAAUUAAUAACAUUAUUUUCAGAGAAUUAUGUUCCUGUAAAUUGUAGAUCAUCUCUUGAGGGUGUUUGGCAGUUUGCUUAUCAGAAUAGAUUCAGGUUCACAGGAGAGUGCAAUCAUCCAGAUGCACAAAUCAAAUCAUGUCAAACUGCAGGAACACAAUUCUUGAUAACUAAUCAAAAAUUCAAUAUAACAUAUAAACAGUGUUCUGGUAUGAAGGAGACUUUUGAUGGAGUGGUGGAAUAUAGUUGUUUGGGAGAUUGGUUUGUUGAUAAAAAUCACUUUUUCGCGGUUGCAAACACAAAAGAAUCUCGAAAAGAUGAAAAAUACCGAUGUUUCUUAAAAAAUCGCGACGAUGACCUUUUUAUCGGUGUAUCUAUUACCGCAGAAUGUAAUACGUUAAAGACGGUUGAAAAAAGUCCAGAGCGUUUAAGGGUAACACCUGUUAAAUCGGAGAUCGUAGAACCAGGAUGCAGAUUACCGGAAGACAUGAGCGGACAAUGGAUAAACACUGCUAAUAUUGAUGCAGAUAUUUUCAUUAAUGAAACACAUAUCAUUGAAACUUGGUAUCCGGACGAAGGUCGUUACAGACGUACGAUAUAUGUUUGUCGGGAAGCAAGGGAUACCAGGGUGAUGAUGGCUAGAUUAACUGUUGAUGGAUGCCAAAAAGAUUACGUCUGUUUCGAUUUCGUACGUCGACAUCACAAUAUCAUUAGAUAUCGGCGUGGCGUUGCAGUUAUUAAAGAUAAUUUUCAUACAGUUUGUUCUUGGGUUCAGUUUCCUAAUAAGGAGGCGUGGAAAUACGACUUAUUCCUAGCCAAGGAUCCAACUCCAGUACGCUGUCCUGUGGCUGGUAAAUACAUGUUUAUUCAGAAAGGAGAUGUUUUGUUUGAAACCAGAAUUUUAGGAGGUGUUACGUUAUCUCCACGUCCAAAUAUUUAUUGUAAACAGAACAUUUCCGAUUUUUCUGUAUGCGACACUGACCAAAAAGAAAUUGCCAUUGACGAAACUUAUUGCUUAUCAGUGGAUCAUUUAGGAAGACCUGUAGAUAUCUACAGUCUACCGGAUUACAAGAUGAAAUGUAUUGGAUUUUGGAAAGAAAAUUUAAAGUCAUAUUUAAUAACGUACGACGAGUUAGAUCCGUUUAGUAAGUAUCGUUGUUGGGUAUACCAAAGAGCAGAUUUAAACAGAGUCCUCAUGUCUCAAGCUAUUGGGCCAUUCUGUGAUCUUAAACAAGAUGUUACAAGCAGUAAUUAUACUGAAGGUGCUGCAGUCGCGUUAGAGUUACAGGAAUACGAAAGAGAACGCGAUCAGUGUCCAAUGUACUUCGACGAUGGAAGUAAUCCUUGGGUAGUAUCUGAGAAUUAUAUAAAAAUAUUUAAUUAUGGUAACGGGGGUACAGAAACCUUGCCGUUAUAUCCGUCCGUGUUGUUGACAAUUAGCAUAGUUUAUACAUCUUUGAUUAAUGUAUGUUAA